AUGGACGAACUCGACCUGGACGGCCUGGGCCCUGGACCGUUCGACAGCAAGGGCCACUACGGUUCUUCCUCAGUGCCCGGCGUCGACGACGACGACUUCCUGCCGCAGCACCACCCCGAGGACGAUGACCCCUUCGGGCUGCUGUCGGGCCAGUACGAGCUCAACCCUGAUGAGUACCUGCUGAACCAGGCUACCGGAGGAGGUGACGGUAAUGGCGUCUGGAACAGUGCCGCCGAUGACGACCCCUUUGGCGGCCCCUCCACUUCCGUUCACAGUGAUAAUCAAAACAUCGAGGACCACAGUGGUCUUUUCACUGAUAAUGACCAUCAUCUGAUGGCAUCGACGGCCAACUUUGGCGACCAAGAAGAUGAGGAGUUUGAGACGAGCAACUCGCCGCUGAAGCGCUCCCAAAGGGCUUCAGUGUCGAUGAUGAACUCCGGCGGUGAUUAUCAUCUGUCGGUGAAGCAAGAGCCCGCCGAAGACGAGGAUGAGCUGAACACUGCGGUGGCCCUUCAAAAUGAAAACACUCCAGCGGAAGCCAGCAGCAGCUCAGCAGCUCUCAACAAUGACAACAACUCCACUGAAACUCGAUCAAAAACCUCGGCACGUGAUCAGCCAGAAAACACUUCCUCCAGCACAAUUUCCACUACCACUACCACUACCACUACCACAACCUCUGAUCCAAAAGAGAAGGCACCUUCCCGGGGCACCUUCUGGGACUACGAGUGCACCGUCUGCGGGCGUGGCUUCAAGCGCCGGGUGGCGCUGGAGCAGCACCAGCAGACGGCGCAUGGCUACGGCGAG
Molecule: messenger RNA, 804 nt
Organism: Rhagoletis zephyria (snowberry fruit fly)
Lineage: Eukaryota; Metazoa; Arthropoda; Insecta; Diptera; Tephritidae
Source: RefSeq, a predicted model, not a curated record